Cooperia oncophora is the source of this 492-nucleotide messenger RNA. NCBI's taxonomy places the organism in Eukaryota, Metazoa, Nematoda, Chromadorea, Rhabditida, Trichostrongylidae. The record is from the annotation of a GenBank genome assembly.
AUGGCCACAAUACGGAAACGUGCCGCGGAUCCGAGUGAAGGCGGUGACGCACUGCCUCUGAAACGAUCAAUAACUGAAGGUUAUCAUAAUUUUUCCAUAGUCUGUUUAGCUGGUCGACCGGUGCGUAUUUAUGCGGAUGGCAUAUACGAUCUGUUCCAUCAUGGUCAUGCGAAUCAGUUGAGGCAGGCAAAGAACGCCUUCCCAAAUGUUUAUCUGAUUGUUGGAGUGUGUGGUGAUAAGAACACUCAUAAGUACAAAGGUCGCACGGUGACAUCGGAAGAGGAACGAUAUGAAGGAGUGCGUCAUUGCCGCUACGUUGACGAAGUAUAUCGGGAUGCACCGUGGUUUUGCACUGUGGAAUUCUUGAAGGAAUUGAAGGUGGACUUCAUCGCCCAUGAUGCGAUACCAUAUGUAGCGCCAGGAGAGGAAGAUCUCUACGAGAAGUUCAGGAGGGAAGGUAAUUUUAAAGCCGAAGCAAUCUUUUUUCACUGA